AUGUCCAUGCAGCAUGGACAGAGCUGAUCGCGUGCGCGGGCUAGUGCUGGGCUGUGCUUUGGGAGAUGCCGUGGGCCUUGCCACCGAGUUCAUGACUCGGGACGAGGCGUGUGCGGCUUAUGGCGAAUUGCUCAAUUCAAGGAAGGACAAAGGUUUGCCAGGCUGGUUGCAGCCCUCGGAUGCCAUACGAGAUGCACAUCGCAGCAAGUGGAUUCCUGGCGAUUGGACGGAUGACACCGACCAAUUGGUUUGUGUGCUCAGGUGCAUGCUUCCAGAGGUUGAAGGUCGGCCACUACGCGCUCCAAAUGCCUGCGACUUUGCUCAGAAAUUGCUCGCUUGGCAUAAGGUUGGCUUCCCCGAGCUAGGUGAUUCCGGUGGUUGUGGCAUGGGCAGGAGCACUGCCAGGGUCCUGGACGAACCCGACUUCCUGCGGGCGCCCCACGCCGCGGCGCGGCGGGCUUGGGAUGUGACCGGGCGCUGCAUGGCUCCCAAUGGAGCUCUGAUGCGAGCCGCGGCCACAGGGCUACGUCCAGACCACGUGGAAGAAGAUGCCAAGACGAUUGCUUUGGUGACGCAUGCAGACCCCAGGUCCACGGCAGCUUGUGUUGCUGUGGCGAAGCUGGUGUCUUUGAUGCUGGAAACUGGUCCACGAGGAAUCGAUAGGCUUUUGUCAGAAGCUUGUGCAGCAGCGGAGCCAUAUCUCAUCGAGGAGAGCUUGCUGGGAGUGAUGCCCAGCCUGGUGUGGUCUUGCAGCCUUUGCACCUUGGAGAACCCUUCCUCCAAAGACCACUGCGAAGUCUGUGGCCAUGUACGACCUGCAGCUGGUUCCGGCACCGUUUGUGCUGGCUUUGGCACCACUUGGAGUGAAGACGAGGCGCAGCUGCGCAGCUAUCGUCGCUCCGGUGCACUGGAGGAGCUGCGCCAGGCCAUGCGAGGCACAGAGCUGCCAGUGACCGACGAGACGGAGACCUUAGGAUACGUGAAUACCUGCUUGGCAGCUGCGAUCUACGUCCUGCGAGCCAGCCUCAACCAGAGCAGAUCCGGACCUGAGAUGUUUCUUGGGUUGAGUUCUUCGAUAUAAUGCUGGCAAGAAAGCGGGGGCGUUAGAAAAAACAAUGAAAAUCAUUCUCCCAGUCGAUUAGAGUUCAAAAAGGAUUCUUCCAAAGCGA
Molecule: messenger RNA, 1169 nt
Organism: Durusdinium trenchii
Lineage: Eukaryota; Dinophyceae; Suessiales; Symbiodiniaceae
Source: the annotation of a GenBank genome assembly